Molecule: messenger RNA, 3659 nt
Organism: Solanum tuberosum (potato)
Lineage: Eukaryota; Viridiplantae; Streptophyta; Magnoliopsida; Solanales; Solanaceae
Product: pentatricopeptide repeat-containing protein At2g03880, mitochondrial
Exons: 2
Coding region: 534-2498 (654 amino acids)
Biological process (GO): RNA modification
Molecular function (GO): zinc ion binding; RNA binding; protein binding
Source: RefSeq, a predicted model, not a curated record
GUCAUUUUCUCAAAAGUUACUAAUACAUGAUUUAUGUUCAUGGUCCAAAAAAGCUGUUCCUCAAUAUCUCCAAAUAGUGGCAGCUGGAGAUUGCUUUGAAUCAGACAACGUUCUUAGUUUCAACAAACAAAAUCUUGAAAGUGCUUACACUGAAUCUUUGUGUCACUGUUUCAUUUCUGUGAAGUGUGAGGACAGUUUCUUUUCUGAUUUGUUAAUCUUUGCUUAUGCCUACAACCUGUUUGAUUAUAUGCUCCUAAUUUUAAAACUACUUUAUCAAUUUUGUCUUUCUUUGUAUUGAAUGAGGUUGAACAUAAGUUGAUUGUCAAAGGGGUAAAGGUUAACCACUCAGAAGGGAAAAAAAAUCUGAUCUUGGAGAAUUUAUUGCCCUUAUAUGAAUUUGCUGAAACAGGGGGGGAAAAUCUGUUCUUUAUCCGUUUGGAAUGUUCAAAGAGAAUAAGGAGGCAAUUACUAUUUGCCUUACUGAAAUCGUUUAGUUUUUAUUCAAUCUUCAGAGUCCUACGGCAUAAAAUGAGAUGAAAACCUUAUGGAGAUUCAAAGAAAACGUCAUAUCAGUACGCGGAUUGGUUUUGUCUGGUCCAUUGUCACCACUUCUGCUUCAGCAUCUGCGUUGUUGCUCUGGUGCAGUAAUUCAGUGGCAGAAUGAGAGAGUACCAAUCAAAUGUAGUGAUUUGCUCGAUGAGUUCACUACUUACUGCUAUGCAAGGGAUCUUCCCAGGGCAAUGAGCGCAUUGAAUGCCUUGCAAAUUCAAAAGAUAUGGGCUGAUGCUGUCACCUACUCUGAACUCAUUAAGUGUUGUUUGGCUCGUGGCGCAGUGGAACAAGGUAAACGAGUCCACCAACAUGUGUUCUCGAAUGGUUAUGAGCCUAAAACGUUCCUUGUUAACACACUUAUGAAUAUGUACGUGAAGUUUAACAUGUUGGAUGAAGCGCAAGCUUUGUUUGAUCAAAUGUCUGACAGGAAUGUUGUCUCCUGGACUACCAUGAUAGCUGCCUACUCUAGUGCUAAGAUCAAUAACAAGGCUUUGGAGUUUUUGAUCUUAAUGAUGAGAGAUGGCGUGAGACCUAAUAUGUUUACUUUCUCCUCUGUUCUGAGGGCUUGUGAUGACCUUUCCAAUCUUAGGCAGCUCCACUGUAGCUUACUUAAAGUUGGUCUGGAGUCUGAUGUAUUUGUCCGAAGUGCUCUUAUUGAUGUUUACUCCAAAAUGGGUCAACUCAAGUGUGCAAUGUGCACCUUUAAUGAGAUGGUGACUGGCGAUCUUGUCGUCUGGAAUUCCAUUAUUGGUGGAUUUGCUCAAAACAGCGAUGGGGAUGAAGCUUUGACUCUCUUUAAAAGAAUGAAGAGAGCUGGAUUCUCAGCUGAUCAGUCGACCUUGACAAGUGCUCUUAGAGCUUGCACUAGUUUAGCACUUUUAGAAGUUGGAAGGCAAGUUCAUGUUCAUGUACUCAAGUUCAAGCGGGACCUAAUCCUUGAUAAUGCACUUUUGGACAUGUAUUGCAAGUGUGGCAAUUUGGAAGAUGCCCACCAAAUAUUUAGUCAGAUGGUAGAGAAGGACGUAAUCUCCUGGAGCACCAUGAUCAUAGGCUACGCCCAGAAUGGUUUCAGCAGAAAAGCACUAGAAUUGUUCAAGGAGAUGAAAGUUUCAGGGAUCAGACCAAACUACAUCACUGUUCUUGGAGUUUUAUUUGCUUGUAGCCAUGCAGGACUGGUAGAAGAUGGACAAUAUUACUUCCACUCAAUGAAGAAGCUCUUUGGUAUUGAUCCAGGAAGAGAACACUACGGCUGCAUGGUUGAUCUUCUUGGAAGAUCUGGAAAGCUAGAUGAAGCGGUGAAACUAAUCCAUGAAAUGGAAUGUGAACCAGAUGCAGUGACAUGGAGAACAUUGCUUGGAGCCUGCAGAGUACAUCGUAACAUGGAUUUAGCUGAGUAUGCUGCCAAACAAAUUAUAAAGCUGGAUCCAAGUGAUGCGGGAACUUACAUAUUACUAUCUAACAUAUAUGCGCGUACUCAAAAAUGGGAAGAUGUUAUGGACUUGAGAAGGUCCAUGAAGGAAAGAGGAGUGAAGAAGGAACCGGGAUGCAGCUGGAUUGAAGUAAACAAGCAAAUCCAUGCUUUUAUAAUGGGAGACAACUCACAUCCACAAAAAGAGGAAAUUAACAAAGAGCUAAAUCAGAUUAUUUGGAGAUUAAAAGAGGUGGGAUAUGUUCCAGACACAAACUUUGUCUUGCAAGAUCUUGAAGAUGAACAGAUGGAAGACUCACUUCUGUACCACAGUGAGAAAAUAGCUGUUGCCUUUGGUGUACUGAGCCUGUCUAGAGAGAAGACCAUUAGAAUCAGGAAAAAUCUCAGGAUAUGUGGAGAUUGUCAUUUAUUUGUGAAACUUUUGGCACAGAUAGAGCGUCGAAGCAUUGUCAUAAGAGAUCCAAUCCGGUACCAUCAUUUUCAGGACGGUAUUUGUUCUUGCGGAGAUUAUUGGUAGUAGGGAAUGGAGUACAGUUGAGUAUGAUAACAACCUAGCUUGCUUACUCUAAAGGUUGUCAAAAGGUGGGAUGACAAAGAUGAUAUUCUGGUACAGCACUGAUUAUAUUGGAUAAUUGCACAGCUGCGACAAUUUGCAGACGGAAAAUGCAAUCUACUUCCGACGGUUCCUUUAUCUACAAAGUAAUUAUACCACACAUAACUUUGGUUCAUUAGAUGCUUCAUUGACGUGUUACGGAGUAUUGAUCUUUUUUUAUGUUGGGAAAAUUCUUUGCUAAUAUGCAUGUGGUUGUCCUAUAGCAGUCCAUUUCUAUACUGUGUGGUUUAGUUUGUAUGAGGGUUAAGAGUUAUAGGCUUCAUUUGUCCAUAUAGGCAACUAUGUGCUCAUUUUCCACAUGUUUGUUUCUUAUGAUUUCCUUGCAGAUUUAGGGCCAUCUUGGAAAUAGCAAACUUUGAAGCUGAACUGGUUAUAUCUAUCAAGGAAAGGAUCGAUAAGAGUACAUCCUCUAUGUAACUGGCAUGUGCAUUGACCGCUAAGGUUUUCCAUUUCGGUCUCCUUAACAUUGAUAUUUGUGGCUCAAGAGUCGGUAAUUAGCUUGGUCUAGAAGGGCAGGAGAUUCACCAGAGAAUCCAGUUUUUUUCUGCUGUCUAUAUUUAGUCUAAUGCCGGGGUCACACAUGCAAUUUUCAUGGUCCCAAACCCGGAUGAUGCUGUAAUGUGGCGCAAGAAUGGUCUAACUAAGUAAGUCCCUUGAAUGAAGUUCAUCGCGAAAAGCUUGAUUGCUUGUAGCUGUUGGCCCCAGCUUGGACGACAGGUCCUGUUAUUGUUGUCCCCAGAACUUUGAUUCAGCAAUUAGAAUGAGUGCAUGAUAUGUGGAUUUGACGCAUGUAACACCUUCCAGUUCUGCACGAGGCUCAAAAGCUUUGUAUUUAAGCGAAGAAGAAGGGUAGAGGGGCGGACUCAUUAUCUACCUCGUAUGAAUCGUGCUCUGUUGGCCUUCAGAGAUUUCUAGGCUAUGAAAACACAAAAUCUUGUUAUUGCUACUCUAUUGAUGUUUAAAUCUAAUUUAGAUGGCCAUGAUUGAUCUUAUUUGGUAACCAAUUAUUGAUUGGAGAAUCUAGAAUUAUUACUUGAAAUGUGGUUUGCCAGAUUAGUACUGGAA